This is a messenger RNA of Magnolia sinica, 519 nucleotides long. RefSeq lists its product as uncharacterized. NCBI's taxonomy places the organism in Eukaryota, Viridiplantae, Streptophyta, Magnoliopsida, Magnoliales, Magnoliaceae. The transcript has a single exon. The coding region runs from base 1 to 519 and encodes 172 amino acids. The record is from RefSeq and is a predicted model, not a curated record. Gene Ontology annotation, molecular function: nucleic acid binding; RNA-DNA hybrid ribonuclease activity.
AUGGAUGGAUCGGCUAGAAGUAAUCUGGGGCUAUCUGGAGGUGGAGGGGCAUGCAGAAAUGAAAAUGGUAACCUUAUCUUCGCCUUUUCGAUUGGAUAUGGUGCAGGUUCAAACAAUCAAGCCGAGCUCCGAGCGAUUCAUGACGACAUUGCUAUGUGUCUAGAAAAGCGGCUGAGUAAGAUUGAGGUUGAAUCAGAUUCAAAAGUGAUGGUGGAUCUCCUAUUGGGGAAGUCGAAUAUUGCUUGGAGUUGGAGACCUUGGGUAUCUAGGAUCCUGAAUCUAGUGAGUAGAGGCACCUCCUUCAAGCUCAUCAAGAGAGAAGGAAAUGGCCCAGCAAACGGUUUGGCCUGUGAUGGGAGCAAAAGGCAAUCCUUCUCCCUUUACAACCACAUGAGCGACCUCCCUACUGAAGUGAGGGGGAUGAUUUUCUUGGAGAGAGUCGGUUUGGGCUGCCUGAUCAAGACCUUUUCUUCCCACUCUUAUGCUAUUUUGUUAGCCCUUUUGGGCAACUCUUUAUGA